AUGACAAUCCCACGUCGCUUGGGAGCCGAUAUACCACGUCUUUCUCCUAAGUGGACAUUGCUCUCCUUGCUUCUGGAUGUUGUCCUUCUCACGCUUGACACUACUGCAUGGGUUCUCACAAUCAUGAUUGCGCCGGCCCCCUUCAUACUGAGCGGUCUCUUGGAGGUGAUCAUAGACUACAAAGUGACUCGAUGCACGACCAUCCACCAGCCAAUCAGCCGCCUUCCACCACGAGAGAGAGUUCAGCUAUUGACCGCUGUCCUUGCUGGCAAUCUGGCAAUUGAGGGAGUUCCGGUCAAUCCUCAACGAGAGCUAGACGGCGAGCUCAACGUCACCAAGCAUGGAGAUGCUGUUGACGAAGAAACGAAAGUCAGGCUGUGCUCGAUGCUAGACUGUCAAUUUCCGUUCGGUGCUGCUGUCGGCGCGCCAAUUUUGCUCUACAUUGGGUCCUUCAUUUUCUCACUCGUCAGUCUGGCUGGGACCCUUGGUGACAAGGGUGCUGCACGCGCACUGGCUUUUGGGAUAUGGUGGAUGACGAUCGUGCAUGUAUCUGCAAUCAGGCAUGUUUCACACGCACUUGAUUCCUCCGCAAAGAGCAUUGCUGAUGUAGAUUCUCUUAGUGGAAGUCUACUUUCGAGCAACAACCCCAGCACCGCAGCAGCCAUAGUUCGUCGUCAACGCAUAGUACUAACGGUUUCGGAGCGGCUACAAUAUGCAGAUACAAGGUCACAAUUAGAGGACAGGAUCCAAGCGAGAGUGGAGGCUUACUCCAGGAUCCCUCUGAUCUAUAAGUCGCGCUUCGAGCCAGUCUGGAUGUGGACACGGGGUAAAAACAAAGCAGCUUGGAUCAAGGGCACUAUGGCAUGGCGAAAAAGCUGGUUCCGCGAUUACAUGGAAAUGUCGGGUUGGGCUUGGUUGCUGUUAACAUUGGUGGCCUACCUCCUGGUACUCAUACCUUGCAUUCUUGCUUUCUGGAUAGAAUACGCUACGCCCGUUGUCGAAAUCGGAUGCCGAGCACUCACAAUACUGGUCUACGCCUGCGCUCAGCUGGUCUUCGUUGUCCUAUCUGCAUGGAGCCACGUCAAGGCCGUCCAAGAAGAGGACUACUGGGAACGUCAUCGCUGGCUCAACCGACUCAGACGAAAAUGGGUCGGUGUUCUUGUCACUGUGCUCCUUCUAUUACCAGCCUGGAUAGCAGCAGUCUUCACCACUUUCGCAGGCACUCUCAUGCAAAUUACCGGCAUCUUCCAGAACUGCAUCUGCUCCGCUACCCAUACUUGGACGUUCCCAAUCCAAUCGACGGUCUCCCUAGCCACUGACACAGCAGAAGAUCGACAAUCAUCUAAAUACUGGAGCAUUGCUGGAUAUAUCGCUCUUGGCUUCCUCGCUUGCAUCACAUACCUAGGCUGGUGGUGUCAGCGCAACAUGCGCGAUGUCUUCAUGGAACGCGUGAACGAUUUGGUAGGAAGCCCAGAUGACGAGCCAGACAAGAAUGGAGCUACUAUGGAUCUCGCCGCGCCAUAUACAAGAUCGGAGCACACCGUGUCAGGAACAACGGAGGAGAAAAUUCACCUAGAGGACACGAUCUCAAAGUCAGUAAACGAACUGCAGAAAUGCCACAAUCACCACCCAUGCGACAUCACAACAAGUGUUCACGAUUCACAGCAUGCUGAGCAAGCAAUAAACAGCUCCCAGAUACAACAUACCGCUGUUGAGGUGUGA
This is a messenger RNA of Bacidia gigantensis, 1722 nucleotides long. RefSeq lists its product as uncharacterized. Bases 1 to 1722 code for a protein of 573 amino acids. The record is from RefSeq and is a predicted model, not a curated record. Lineage: Eukaryota; Fungi; Ascomycota; Lecanoromycetes; Lecanorales; Ramalinaceae. The transcript has a single exon.